Molecule: messenger RNA, 3049 nt
Organism: Oncorhynchus nerka (sockeye salmon)
Lineage: Eukaryota; Metazoa; Chordata; Actinopteri; Salmoniformes; Salmonidae
Product: mediator of RNA polymerase II transcription subunit 16-like
Exons: 14
Coding region: 801-2369 (522 amino acids)
Biological process (GO): positive regulation of DNA-templated transcription
Cellular component (GO): mediator complex
Molecular function (GO): nucleic acid binding
Source: RefSeq, a predicted model, not a curated record
AUUUUCAAACCGUUUUGCAACGGAAUACGACAACCGGGGAGGGACUUUUUGGACAAUUUGUCCAAUAGAAACUCUCGUUGCAAAACGUUUUACUUUUGGGAGUAAACGGUUUCCGUUGUAAAAUGUUUUGCAACAGGAUCUGACUAAUUAAUACACCCCUGAUUUAUUGCACAGUGCUAGAUAGAUGGACUGAAAACGCAUGCUCAAUCAGUGGUCAAGUGUAUGGUUGAAUGAUGGAGGUGGCCUAUUUUUGUGAGUGGGAGAAGAGACCCAAGAGUAACCACUGUCCAUCCAUCCCACUGGCGUGUGCCUGGUCCUGCAGGAACCUAGUUGCCUUUACCACAGACCUAAAAAAUAAAGAAGAUGAGAAAGGUACACAGCUGUGCUUUUGGUACUGAUCUUCUGACAGUUUUGAUGUUGUGCAAAGCAAAUCAAACAAAUCCCAUUGCCGUAUCAGUUUUGAUCCUAUAAACGGAUAUCAUUUUGCAUAUGUAAUUCAACGCCUAGUGACUUGAUUAGCAGAACAUGCACUGCAGCAGUUUGCUUUAUUUCAGAAGUCAGUCAUAUGGUCCACAUCAUUGACACAGAGCACCCAUGGGAUGUGUACUAAAUUUACUCUGGACAUGCCGAGGUCAUAUCCUGUCUGGAGUGGGACCAAUCAGGUUCCAGGUUGCUGUCUGCUGAUGGAGACGGGCAGAUCAAGUGCUGGGCGAUGACAGAUCACCUGGUGAACAGCUGGGAGACUUCACUAGGGAGUGCAGUGGACGGAGACCCUAUCGUAGCUCUGUCCUGGCUGCAUAAUGGAGUCAAGCUGGCUCUGCAUGUGGAGAUGUCAGGCUCCACCGACUUUUGGGGAGAAGUUUUCACGGGUCAAGUUCUCGCCGUCUCUCACGCUGUUCGGGGGUAAGCCCAUGGAAGGCUGGCUGGCAGUGACGGUGAGCGGCCUGGUCACGGUGUCCUUGCUGAAGCCCAACGGUCAGCUAUUGACCGCCAGCGAGAGCCUGUGUCGCCUGAGGGGCCGCGUUGCCCUGGCCGACAUCGCCUUCACCGGCGGGGGCAACAUCGUGGUGGCGGCAACGGACGGCAGUAGCUCCUCACCUGUGCAGUUCUACAAGGUGUGCGUGAGCGUGGUCAACGAGAAGUGUCGCAUCGACACGGAGUUGCUGCCCUCACUCUUUAUGCGCUGCACCACAGACCCGGUCAGGAGGGACAAGUACCCGGCCGUCACACACCUCAAGUUCCUCACCAGGGGGAACUCCGAGCAGCCUGACAAUGCCACCAGCCAUACUGCUCGUUCUGUGCGUGAUUUCCUGCAAGACAGGAAUGUCAAUGUUCUGCCACGGCCUGCGAAGAGCCCGGAUCUCAAUCCCAUUGAGCACGUCUGGGACCUGUUGGAUCAGAGGUUAUUACGGUGCUGUGAGAUGGGCAGCAUCAUCGAGUGCUGGUCACUGCGAAAAGAAGGCCUCCCUGUUAAUAACAUAUUCCAGCAUCGCUCACCAGUAGUGGGUGAGAAACAGCCGAUGAUCUUGAAAUGGCGUAUCCUCUCAGCCACCAAUGACCUGGACCGUGUGUCGGCCGUUGCUCUGCCCAAGCUGCCCAUCUCCAUCUCCAACCCUGACUUAAAGGUGGCGUCGGACACAAAGUUCUGCCCAGGCCUCGGCCUGGCUCUAGCCUUCCACAAUGGCAGCAUCCAGAUCCUCCACCGGCUGUCCCUCCACACUAUGGGAGUGUUCUACGGCUCCUCCUCGGGCUCCUCCCAGCGGCCCGGGGACGAGCCGGCCAUCAAGCGGCAGCGUGCCGGCGGCCACACCGUCCACUUCAAGGCCCUGCAGUUCUCCUGGACCUCGCUGGCCCUGGCCGGAGUGGACAACCGCGGCAAGCUGCACAUGAUCCGCAUGUCUCCCUCCAUGGGCCAGAUGUUGGACAUGAACACACUGCUGCGCCACCUGCUGUUCCUACUGGAGUACUGCAUGGUGACGGGCUACGACUGGUGGGAUGUGCUGCUCCACGUGCAGCCGGGCAUGGUCCAUAACCUGGUGGAGAAGCUUCAUGAAGAGUACAUGAGACAGAACCAAGCCCUGCAGCAGGUGCUCUCAACACGCAUCGUCGCAGUGAAGGCCUCUCUCUGUAAGCUGUCGGCGGCUACGGCAGCGCGAGCCUGCGACUUCCACACCAAGCUCCUCCUUAUCGCCAUUAGCGCCACCCUCAAGUCACUGCUGAGGCCCCACGUCCUCAACACGCCAGACAAGAGCCCCGGGGAUGGGCUGGCAGAGAUAUGCGCCAAAAAUACUGACACUGGGCUCCAUCGUGCGUCCCGGGCUUUGGGUUCCUGCGCGACGGAUCGUCCCUGGGCAUGCUGCGUGAAAUGACGGUGAUGAUCUGGAUCUGGGGCCUGCUGAAGCCUGGCUGCCUGCCCAUCUACACGGCCACCUCGGACAACUAGGACAGCAUGUCGCUCCUCUUCCGCCUGCUCACCAAGCUCUGGCUCGGCUUUAAGGAUGGGGCGAACAUGUGUAGCUGACUAUGUGGAUGCAUAGGUGCUCGCCUCUUGUCUUCCGUAAGCAAGCGCUAUAACAUGGAGAUAUGGUCGUGUGGGAACCCUAACCCUAUCAAGGUGUGGCUGUGUGACCAUGCUCCGCUCGCCCAACAAGACCAACGCAAUGAAGCAGUGGGAGCAACGCUGGAUCAAGAACUGCCUGUGCGGAGGCCUCUGGAGAAGGUUUCCCUCCACACUGUCCUGAGAUCAGUCAACGGACAACUAUUGACUCUGACAAGCCCAUGGACACCGCAAACCCCGACUCUAGAUCAGCCUUUGGAGUUUGGACAGUAGAUUGCACAGCGCUGCUGCCUCCUAGCAGAUGUCACGAAGGACAGAUUCCAUAUCCAAUAUGAUGAAGUAUAUCAAUGCAGUUGUAUUGCACAUAUGGCCAUUUGGAAAGGCUGUGAUCAUGCCGUCAUUGUUUCCUACCUGUAAAUAGGAACCACGUUUUUCAUGUCCCUUUGUAUAUGCAAACGCGUAUCAAGAAAAUAAAGCUUCUUGAGGACCUUA